AUGAGUCUAAAAAGGCCAUCGGAGCUCUAUAAACACCUAAGAGUUUCCAAGAGAUAUAUCCUGCGGAAAUCCCAUGAUGACAUAGUGACAUCGCUUCCAAAAGAUGAAGAUGCCCCCGAGCUAGAGUCACGACUUCAAUUCCAUAAGCAAUUUAUGAUAGGAGCGCAAAGUAACAGAGCGGGGUUAGGAUCAAAUAGGAAAGUCCAAGAUGCGGAUAUAUUGAAGUCUUUUAUUCGGCAAGACGAGAAUGAUAAAUAUAAGAUCCAUGCAAUGAAUUUAGAAAUGCAGAACGAGUGGUUAGACAUAGGAGAUUUUUGCAUCCCAUUAGCAUUAAAAUGGCGCACUUUAAUUUAUGAUUGGUCGCCAGCAUUGCUAAAAUUCUAUCUCAAUGCGUUCCAGAUGACUCUCCCAGAUCAGAGUAAUUUAGUAAGAUGGGGUAAAAGUACCGAAAAAACUUGCUAUAUCUGUGGAAAGGCAGUUGGAACUGCUAAGCAUCUGCUAGUGGGAUGUAAGGUACUCCUUGACAGCGGUCAAUACUCGCGUCGUCACGAUAGGGUUCUAGAAGUCAUACGUGAAGCGGUUAGUCUUUCGGUAGCCAGAGCGCAAAAGGGAAUAACCACAAACGAACGAUCAGUAGGUUUUGUGAGAGAAGGCUCUAGGGCUACAAAAUCAAACGUCAAGCCUUACUCCAUCCUUAAAGCGGCGUCGGAUUGGACUAUAAUGAUGGACACGUAUGAAAAACAAUAUAAAAUCCCCGAGGAUAUUUGUGCGUCGGCCUCCAGACCGGAUAUAUUUUUGUUUUCGCGAAUUUUAAAGCGCGUGGUGAUGAUAGAGCUUACGGUCCCUUGGGAAACCAACAUCCCCAAAGACCAUACCAUCAAGGUCAACAAAUAUUACGAGCUCACAAACGAACUCACUCGAAAUAGGUUCGUAGUAGAUUUGUACGCGGUAGAGGUGGGAGCGAGAGGUAUAACAGCGAAAUCUCUCUAUAACCUACUAAAGGACUUGGGCUUGUCCAGAACUCACAUUAAUGCAUUCUUGGAACGUACAUCGAAGGCAGCCCUAGUAGGUUCUUUUCAAAUUUGGUUAGGUAGGGAGAGGAGCUUGGACAGUGGAGGUGAGCGUAUAACGCGCGUUAGUUAA
Molecule: messenger RNA, 1143 nt
Organism: Danaus chrysippus (African queen)
Lineage: Eukaryota; Metazoa; Arthropoda; Insecta; Lepidoptera; Nymphalidae
Source: the annotation of a GenBank genome assembly